AUGGAGGCGAGAGUAAGCAGACUGGAAGCUACUGUGGCUGAUCUCAAUAAACAAGUGGAAGCACAGUCGACAGCUACACGUGAGCUAAUGGAGAAAUUAGUUGCUCAGAUGGACAGCAAAAUAGCCAGUUGGAAGGAUGACAUUGUCGAAACAAUCCAACUCAAUCGUCCGCCACCGCCGAUCUUAGAAACUGCUCCGGGAGGAUCAUCUGUAAAUGGUGGAGGUCAGGAGCCUCACUCCAGAUCUCGCUUGAAUCCAAAUCCAACGAGGAGAAGGUCGAAAAGCUCCUGUUGGAGAAGAGGAGGCUGCGGAUUUGGAAUCCGAUGUGAGAGAUUCUUCUUGAUGGCUAAUAUUCCUCAAAUUGAAGAUAUGCAUGUAUUGUAUGUGAAUUUGACAGGGAAGGUAGGACUGUGGUUUGAGAGUUACUUAACUGGGCUAGAAGGUGCUUUUGAGUGGGCACCAUUUGUUGUAGCUGUGUGUAGAAGGUUUGGAGGGGAUAGUGGAUCAGUGAUGGAGGAGUUUACUGGUUUUAAGCAGUAUGGAAUGGUGUUGGAAUUUACAGACCGAUUUGAGGAGUUUAGAAGCUUGUUGCUCCAGAAUCAUCCCACUCUGAAUGGGGGAUAUUUCCUGGAAGCUUAUGUAGCUAGACUCAAGCAGAACCUCAAAUGCUUUGUGAGAACAGCUCAGCCUAAAUCCUUAGCAGAUGCAAUUUGGUUUGCCAAACAGUUUGAGAAGGGAUUCAAGCCCAAUGAAUUGUACAGAAACCCCUCCCACUUCACUACAAAACCUAAUCAGUUUGCAAACUCCUCAUCUACCAAACCAUACACAUCUACAUACACACCAAAACCCUAUACAUCCAAACCUGCUGAAAUAAGGCCUAGAAAUUCACAAGGAUCAGCAGCAUCCAACAGCUUUAAUAGCACUGCCAAGGGGCCUGAAGUGGAGAGUGAGUUUUAUGAUACUUCUGAAGAAUUGAGCAAUGAAGAAUCAGCCCAGGAAGUGGAAAAAUCAUAUGAGCAAGCUGAAAUCUCCUUGUAUGCUAUGAUGGGAGGAGAAGGUCUGAACACCAUUAAACUGUUGGGAGCUAUUGGAAGGCAGCAGUUGGUGAUCCUAGUGGACAGUGGAAGUACUCAUAGCUUCCUAGACCCUAAGCUGCUCACUCAAUUGAGAAUUGAAUCAGAAAGAGCUCAUCCUCUGAGGGUAACUGUAGCUAAUGGAGAGCAAUUGAUUUGUGACUCUAUUUGUAAAGGGAUGAAAUGGCAGGUGCAAGAGGAGUGGUUUGAAAAGGACUUCAGAUUACUAAGGUUAGGGGGGUGUGACAUGGUCCUUGGUAUGGAUUGGAUAGACCAAUUUGCACCUAUUCAACUCCACACUAGACCUCCUGGCAUCUCAUUUCACAAGGAAGGCAAAAGAGUCUUAUUGAAGGGGCUAACCAGAAAACCUCAGAUUUUGCAAGCAGCUACUAAGAAGGAUACUAAGAGAUGGCAGAAGAAUGGGGUUCAGGGAUUUUUAAUAGACUGUGAAGGUCUGGUAAAUGAGGCAAAUGAGCACCAGUGUUGUUUAGUCACUAUGCAGACAGAUUUUAAGGAAUUGGCAGAACUGAUUCAGGAAUUCCAAGAUUUGUUUGAUGAACCUAAAGCCUUACCUCAAAAAAGGGCCUAUGAUCACUCCAUUCCACUAAUACCUGGGGCUCAACCUGUGAAUAAGAGACCAUAUAGGUACUCUUUUGAUCAAAAAAAUACCAUAGAAAAGAUGGUAGAGGAGAUGUUGAAGGCAGGAGUGAUUACUGAGAGCGUAUCUCCAUUUGCUUCUCCUGUUUUGUUGGUUCCAAAGAAAGACAGUACCUGGAGAUUUUGUAUAGAUUACAGGGCAUUAAAUGAUAUCACUGUGAAGAAUAAGUUCCCAAUUCCCUUAGUGGAAGAUCUUUUUUCUGAGUUGGCGGGUUCUAAACAUUUCACUAAGCUGGACCUAAGAGCAGGAUAUCACCAGCUGAGGAUGAAGGAAGGGGAGGAGUAUAAGACUGCUUUUAGGACACAUCAGGGCCUUUAUGAAUUCAGGGUCAUGCCCUUUGGCCUCACAAAUGCCCCAGCAACCUUUCAAGCAUUGAUGAACCAUGUGUUUAAGCCAUUAUUAAGGAGGUUUGUGCUGGUUUUUUUUUAUGAUAUCCUGAUUUACAGUCCUGAUCUAAAAGCUCACUGGAAUCAUCUCAGAGCAGUUCUGCAGCUAAUGAGAGAACACAAGUUGCUAGCUAAGUUGAGCAAAUGCUCCUUUGCAAAAGAAGAGGUGGAGUAUUUGGGACAUAUCAUUUCUGGAACUGGGUUGCACACUAACCCCUCUAAAUUGCUAGUUGUGGUUGAAUGGCCUAAACCUACAACUAUUAAGGGCCUGAGGGGGUUCCUAAGAUUGACUGGGUAUUACAGGAGAUUUAUUAAAGGUUAUGGGAUCAUCAGCAAACCCUUAACUAACAUGCUGAAAAAGAACUCAUUCCAGUGGGAAUCAGAAGCUGAUACUGCUUUUGAGACACUGAAACAACCUAUGUGUUCAGCACCAGUCCUAGCCCUCCCUGAUUUCAACAAAACCUUCACUGUGGAAGCUGAUGCUUGCCAUAAGGGCAUGGGGGCUGUCUUGAUUAAAGAAGGUAAGCCAAUAGCUUACUUUAGCAAGGCUUUUGGAGACAAGCACCUUGGGCUGUCUAUAUAUGAGAAGGAAUAUCUCUCCAUUAUCAAUGUUAUGGAGAAAUGGAGAUCUUACCUAAUAGGGAGGCAUUUCAUUAUCAAAACUGAUCACCAUAGUUUGAAAUUCCUCCUAGAACAGAAAAUAACCACUGCCAUUCAACAUAAAGGACUAGCUAAAUUACUGGGGUUGCAGUAUACAAUACAGUAUAAGAGAGGGGUUGAUAACUGUGCAACUGAUGCACUUUCUAGGAGAAUGGUGGAUCAUGAGGACACUGCAAUGAAUGCCAUUUCCAGUGUCAAACCCCAGUGGGCAGAGAAGAUAGCUCAAAGUUAUGAGAAUGAUGAUUGGGCAAAAGAGGUGUUGACUACCACCCUUAUUACACCUGAUCAGAAUCCUAAAAUAACAGUGAGUGAUGGGUUGAUUAAGUACAAGCAGAGGCUUUACAUUGGCAGUAGAGGGAAUCUGAGAGGAAAAUUGAUGACUCAGAUGCAUGACUCUCCUCUAGGGGGUCAUUCAGGGCAGCAAGGAACUUACCAGAGGUUGAGAUCAUUAUUUUACUAG
Molecule: messenger RNA, 3237 nt
Organism: Ipomoea triloba (trilobed morning glory)
Lineage: Eukaryota; Viridiplantae; Streptophyta; Magnoliopsida; Solanales; Convolvulaceae
Exons: 3
Coding region: 1-3237 (1078 amino acids)
Source: RefSeq, a predicted model, not a curated record